Messenger RNA from Hibiscus syriacus, 423 nucleotides. RefSeq lists its product as uncharacterized. The transcript has a single exon. Bases 1 to 423 code for a protein of 140 amino acids. Lineage: Eukaryota; Viridiplantae; Streptophyta; Magnoliopsida; Malvales; Malvaceae. The record is from RefSeq and is a predicted model, not a curated record.
AUGGCAUUGGCGUCAAAUAUGGAAUUGCCAAGACCAAAGUUGAUCUCUCUUGGAUUCAGCCCCAAAGGUGUUUACUUGAGCUAUGUUCGUGACGGUGGAAACAUUGAUGGGCAUCUCAAUUUUUUCGAAACUUAUGCUAAGAGCCCAUAUGCAAAAUUUGAAAUGGAGUUUCGUAGCUUUGAUGAUUUGUUGUUCCACAUAAGAAGUGUGCAAAACAACAAAUAUUGGGAAAGAAGCAAAAAUCUUUCCAUCACCGGAAACCCAUCGGAGCAGUAUUGGAUUACUGCAACCUCCGACAACAUGGAGGAAGAUCAAUCUAAGGAGUCAUGUACGUUGUUCAAGUUAAUCCCUAUAGAUCCUGCAGCAAAGACAGUCCGGAUUGGUCAUGUGCAAUCAGGAUGCUAUUUAUGCAUAGGGGGUUAG